Molecule: messenger RNA, 1635 nt
Organism: Notodromas monacha
Lineage: Eukaryota; Metazoa; Arthropoda; Ostracoda; Podocopida; Cyprididae
Source: the annotation of a GenBank genome assembly
AUGAACUUCAUGAUUCCACCGCAAAGGAAGUUAACACUCGGCGCCAUGGAGCAGGUCGGGGUGCUUUCCCCAACGCAAAUUCGUCGCGAAAAGAUCCGCAUAUGGAAGAACGUUGUUGUUCUCAGCUUGGGUUUCUUGCUCCUCUUCAUGUCUUCCUCGAGCGUUAACGCACUGCAAAGCUCCAUUAAUCCUGACCAGGGCUUGGGUACCUAUUCGCUAACCGCCAUUUACGUCGGACUGGUUGUGUCGUCGUUGUUCCUCGUCACUUCGAUUAUCUGCAAGUUGACCGCGAAAUGGACUAUCGUGUUUUGCAACCUGUGUUACACGACGUUCAUAGCCGCGCAGUUUCAUCCGAGAUUUUAUACUUUGCUACCUACGGGGCUCUUGGUCGGGUUGGCUGCAGCUCCAUUGUGGUCAGCGAAAUGCUCGUACAUAUCUUUGGUUGGGAAGCGGUACUCAGAGCUGUGUGCUCUGCAACAACCGGGAACCCUAGAAUCCUCGGAACGUUCCACGGUCAUGCUUUUCUUCGGGGUAUUUUUCGCCACGUUUCAGUCGGCUGGGAUCUGGGGAAACCUCAUCACCUCCUCAGAUGUGAUGCCGGAGUGCGUGCUGGAACUUAUUCACUACUUCAGUUAUUAUAGUCUUUGGGACGACAUCAUUUCUUCCACCGCCAGCUUCUCAUCUUAUCAACACUGUUCAUCUUCAGAUGAUGAUUGCACGGAUGGUAAAGAUGGAGGAGGAAAAAUCGAUGCGUACCCAAUCCUUUCAUACGGCGUAACCGAGAGAAAUUCAACCGACGUUAGUUUUUGUGGGAAAAAUUUCUGCGAUGACUUGAUCGGUGAAGUGGAAACUUUGAGGAGACCUGUUGAAUGGAAAAUUCAUCUCCUAUCCGGGUUAUUCGCAACAACCGCGUUCUCCUCUGGUAUUUUCAUCGCCCUCCUCCUGGAUCCACUAUCACGAUUCCAGCAAGUUGCCGAACGGAAACGAAGUUGUGAUCUCCAGCUCCUGUUCGCUACGUUCACACAGCUCAGAAACGUAAACCAGGCGUUGAUCUUGGUUCUCGUAUUCUAUGGAGGGCUGGAGCAAGGCUUUUUCGAAGUGGAUUUCACCAGGGCUUACGUGGGAUGCACUUGGGGGAUCGAAAAUAUUGGAUACGUGUUCAUGGUCGGGAAAGCGAUGAAUGCUUUCGGGUCCGGGUUUUCCGGAUUGAUCGUGGAAUACACGGGUAGAAUCCCGGUGUUCCUUGCUGCAUUUUUGUUGAAUGUUGCGACACUGGCGUAUCUUCUGAUUUGGGAACCCACCAUGGACGAACACUACGUACUGUUCAUCAUGUCAGGAGCUUACAUGCUCGCUGAUUCUGUGUGGCAGACACAGAUCAAUGGGCUCCACGGAUUGCUUUUUCAUGAAAACGUGGAAGCAGCAUUUAGUGCGUACAAAGUGUUCGAGAGUCUUGGGUUCAUCAAGCGCAUAAAAAAGUCGUUCGUAAACACGCAGGCAUAUUUCAACAUGCGUGAGCACAACAAGCAUUUGUGCGUCCGUAUAAAGUUGUACGCACUCGUGUUCAUUCUCACGCUCGGUAUGGUUUGUUACGGCGUUUUGGAAUCUCGAGAGCGGAAGCGAGAAGUCUUCAGGGAU